UAGACGCUGCUGUUCAUUUGCUAAUUUUUCACAAUUUCUGUGGGUUAUGAAAACUUCGGCUGAAUAGCGUCUCAGAUUCACCUUCGGUAGACCAGAAAGCUGCAUUGCCAUGUUCCUGACGCUAGCAUUAUUUCGGAAGGGGAUUCCAGGGAAGCAGUGGAUCGGAAAGUACCGGCGUCCACGGCCAGUUACCUGGCAGAUGAAACGGAACAUGCUUGUUCACUUGGAGAGAGAGGCGGAGAACGAGUACUGGCUCAGUCGUCCAUACAUGAAUCUGGAACAGGAGCGCGGCCACGCAGCACAGAGACGGAACAUGAUGUGGAUGAAGAUCAAAGCUGAGAGACAGGCUAAAUUCCCUGAACACAAAUACAUUGCAGACCACUUAAAUCACCUCAACACCACCAAAACCUGGUCCAGUUAACCCGCUCCACUUCAAAGCCUUGUCCACUUCACCCUGAAUUCUCAUCGGGACUCAUUUAGUGAAAUAAAAGUAAUAAUGAUUCAUAACUGAGUGAACAGAACUGAUGUGUUUAGGUUCUUUCUGUCUUGAUGCUGUCAUAAUGUGAGUGUGUUUUUGGUAUUUUUGUUGUGAAGGAUUUGAAGAGACUCUAAAACAUUUCAAAAGUAAUUAAUUUCUGUGUUAUUGGCUAAUAAGACAUGAAAAGACGCUCUUCCACAUUAAAAAAAAUGUGAGUGUUA
Messenger RNA from Chanos chanos (milkfish), 699 nucleotides. RefSeq names its product mitochondrial ribosomal protein L57 (gene mrpl57). The record is from RefSeq and is a predicted model, not a curated record. The transcript is spliced from 2 exons. The coding region runs from base 110 to 421 and encodes 103 amino acids. Gene Ontology annotation, biological process: mitochondrial translation. Lineage: Eukaryota; Metazoa; Chordata; Actinopteri; Gonorynchiformes; Chanidae. Gene Ontology annotation, cellular component: mitochondrial ribosome. Gene Ontology annotation, molecular function: structural constituent of ribosome.